Salvelinus fontinalis (brook trout) is the source of this 6284-nucleotide messenger RNA. RefSeq names its product electrogenic sodium bicarbonate cotransporter 1-like. Gene Ontology annotation, cellular component: plasma membrane; basolateral plasma membrane. Gene Ontology annotation, biological process: transmembrane transport; monoatomic anion transport; regulation of intracellular pH. Gene Ontology annotation, molecular function: sodium:bicarbonate symporter activity; solute:inorganic anion antiporter activity; monoatomic anion transmembrane transporter activity. Lineage: Eukaryota; Metazoa; Chordata; Actinopteri; Salmoniformes; Salmonidae. The record is from RefSeq and is a predicted model, not a curated record. The transcript is spliced from 26 exons. The coding region runs from base 407 to 3670 and encodes 1087 amino acids.
GCUCGGAGAGCUUCUUCAGACGCGCGCAGCGAAAUACACAACGACCGCGAAAACUCGAAGAUUUACUUAGAAUGCUGUGAUAGAAUAUAUCGCGGUAUGAAUAAUCUGAAACUCAAGUUUCUAUAUAGUUUGUAGAACCGGCGAAAUAACAUUGAUUACUGCCAGAUAGUUUCACUAUAAGCAUUUCUAGACGAUAUUAGGCUACUCCUCUUGGAGAUUUAAUAGUCUACUUCUCAAAAACGGGAGAGUUGCUCUAUGGAGUGAGACCCGUGUUGCAAAGUUAUUUCGUUGUUUGAGACUCAUCAACAACUUUCUUGAUUUUAUUGAACAAGAGAACUGGGAAGUCGGCUUCAGCGCGCCCCUGGAGUCAUCCCUGACUAAAAGCUGGACAUAAAACUCCGGCAGAAUGAGCACAGAUAAAAACAAGGUGGAGGAUGAGGCGGUGUUGGACAGAGGUGCGUCCUUCGUCAAGCAUGUCUGUGACGAGGAGGAAGUGGAAGGUCACCACACUGUGUACAUCGGCGUACACGUGCCCAAGAGCUACCAGCGGAGGCGGCGCCACCGACGCAAGUCCAGCCACAAGGAGAGGAAAGAGAGGCCGGCGGAGAACGUAGAGGGGGACAAAACGGACGGAGAGAAUGCUGAUGAGGCAGCACCCAACAUCCUCAAACCUCUCAUCUCCGCAGCAGCAGAGAGGAUCAGGUUCAUCCUGGGUGAGGAGGAUGACGGCCCCCCGCCCCCUCAGCUCUUCACUGAGUUGGACGAACUGCUGGCCGUCGACGGACAGGAGAUGGAGUGGAAGGAGACAGCCAGGUGGAUAAAGUUUGAGGAGAAGGUGGAAAAGGGAGGAGAGCGUUGGAGUAAGCCCCACGUGGCCACCCUGUCCCUUCACAGUCUGUUUGAGCUGAAGAACUGUAUCGAGAAAGGCACCAUCCUGCUGGACCUGGAGGCCUCCACUCUACCACAGGUGGUCGAGUUGAUCACUGACAACCAGAUCGAGAUUGGUCAGCUGAAGGCCGAGCUGAAGGAUCAAGUCAUGUACACGUUGCUACGGAAACAUCGUCACCAGACCAAGAAGUCCAACCUGCGCUCUCUUGCCGACAUCGGCAAGACGGUGUCCAGUGCAAGCAGGCUGUUUUCCAACCAAGACCAGAAUGGUAGCCCAGCCACGACCCAUCGGAACCUGACCUCUAACAGCCUCAGCGACUUCUCUGACCAACCAGAUAGAGACCAGCUGAAGAAUAAGUUUAUGAAGAAGCUUCCUCGUGAUGCCGAGGCAUCUAACGUCCUGGUCGGAGAGGUGGACUUCCUGGAUUCGCCCUUCGUGGCGUUCGUCCGUCUGCAGCAGGCUGUCAUGUUGGGAGCUCUGACAGAGGUCCCCGUCCCUACCAGGUUUUUAUUCGUGCUGCUGGGGCCCAAAGGAAAAGCCAAUUCUUACCAUGAGAUCGGACGCGCUAUCGCCACCCUCAUGUCUGAUGAGGUGUUCCAUGACAUUGCCUACAAGGCCAAGGACAGACAGGACCUGCUUGCGGGCAUCGAGGAGUUCCUGGAUGAGGUCAUUGUCCUACCCCCUGGGGAGUGGGACCCCGACAUCAGGAUAGAACCCCCCAAGUCCCUGCCCUCGUCUGACAAGAGGAAGAACCAGUAUAAUGCUGGGGGCGGAGGGGAUGGGCCCCAGAUGAAUGGGGACACACCGGGACAUGACGGGGGUCAGGGAGGAGGGGGACAUGGACAUGUCGGAGAAGAGCUCAUGAACACUGGGAAGUUUUGCGGCGGCCUCAUUCUGGACAUCAAGCGGAAGCUGCCGUUUUUCGCCAGUGAUUUCUACGACGCAAUUCACAUCCAGUCGCUGUCCGCCAUCUUGUUCAUCUACCUGGGCACCGUAACCAAUGCAAUCACCUUCGGAGGGUUGCUAGGAGACGCUACGGAAAACAUGCAGGGUGUGUUGGAAAGUUUCCUGGGCACGGCAGUGACAGGGGCCAUAUUCUGUCUGCUGGCUGGCCAGCCUCUCACCAUCCUCAGCAGCACCGGUCCUGUACUGGUGUUUGAAAGGCUCCUCUUCAACUUCAGCAAAGACAAUGACUUUGACUACCUGGAAUUCCGGCUGUGGAUCGGCCUGUGGUCAGCUUUCUUUUGCCUGGUGCUGGUUGCCACAGACGCCAGCUUCCUGGUCCAGUACUUCACGCGCUUCACGGAGGAGGGCUUUUCAUCCCUCAUCUCCUUCAUCUUCAUCUACGAUGCCUUCAAGAAGAUGCUGAAGCUGGCCCACUACAACCCCAUCAACGCUAACUACGACCCUAACUACGUCACAACGUACGACUGCCGCUGCAUGCCCCUACCGGACGACGGAAAUAUGACAGGUCUCUAUAGCGAUGUCUCUUCCUGGAUAAAUGACACUGAUCUGCCGGUAAACGCCACGUGGGCGUCCCUCGACAAGGAACAGUGUGUGAAGUAUGGUGGUGAGCUGAUUGGUCCAGCCUGCGGCUUCGUCCCCGACGUCACUCUGAUGUCGUUCAUCCUUUUCCUGGGGACCUACACUUGCUCCAUGUGUCUCAAGAAGUUCAAGUUCAGCCGCUUCUUCCCCACCACCGUGAGGAAACUGAUCAGUGAUUUUGCCAUCAUCCUGGCUAUUGUCAUCUUCUGUGGUGUGGAUGCCUUGGUCGGAGUGGACACACCCAAGCUCAUCGUGCCAACUGAAUUCAAGCCCACCAGCCCCAACCGUGGCUGGUUCGUGCCCCCGUUCGGAGGGAACCCGUGGUGGGUUUAUCUGGCAGCAGCCCUCCCUGCUCUCCUGGUCACCAUCCUGGUGUUCAUGGACCAGCAGAUCACCGCUGUCAUCGUCAACAGAAAGGAGCACAAACUCAAGAAAGGGGCAGGCUACCACUUGGACCUGUUCUGGGUAGCAGUACUACUCAUUGUGUGUUCCUUCACGGGCCUGCCCUGGUACGUGGCUGCCACUGUCAUCUCCAUCGCCCACAUCGACUCUCUGAAGAUGGAGACCCAGUGCUCGGCUCCUGGGGAGCAGCCCAAGUUCCUGGGUGUCAGGGAGCAGAGGGUGACCGGUGUCAUUGUCUUCGUUCUGACUGGACUGUCUGUCUUCAUGGCUCCCAUCCUCAAGUUCAUCCCUAUGCCUGUGCUCUAUGGCGUGUUCCUCUACAUGGGCGUGGCAUCUCUCAACGGUGUCCAGUUCAUGGAUCGCCUGCAGCUUCUCCUGAUGCCUGCCAAGCACCAGCCUGACCUGAUCUACCUGCGCCACGUUCCCCAGCGUCGCAUCCACCUGUUUACCUUCAUACAGGCCCUCUGUCUCGCCCUCCUCUGGGUCCUUAAGUCCACCGUCGCUGCCAUCAUCUUCCCCGUCAUGAUCUUGGCCCUGGUGGCGGUCAGAAGGGCCAUGGACUACAUCUUCUCUCAGCACGACCUCAGCUACCUGGACGACGUCAUCCCGGAGAAAGACAAGAAGAAGAAGGAGGACGAGAAGAGGAAGAAGAAGCAGAAGAAAGGAAGCAUCGACAGUGAAAUCGAUUUUCCCUCUGAGUACCCCUACAAUGACAAUAUCCCCGGUAUUAAAAUCUCCAUGGAUAUAAUGGAGACGGAGCCCAUGUUGGGGAAUAAGGAUAAGACCUCAGACAGACCCCCGUCGUCUUUCCUUGACCCACAUUCAGCAUGCUGAGGGCUACUUUAAGCCCACGACUGUUGCAAGGUAACUAUUCUGAAUCCAUUAAAAAAAGCAGCGCCUCAGAUUAGGAUAGAACUGGAGCAAGAGGACAAAAGCUUCUUCUGGAAAAAACAGGCUCCGGGUUCUGAAACGUCCCUUUAGUCUAACAACAAGCCGUCCUGAUGUCCAAACAACCCAACAGAACCAGCAGCAUUACCUGCACACCACUACUCAACACAACACAGUUGACUGAAGUCCCAUAGGGCCCUGGUCAAAAUCAGUGCACCAUAUAGGGAACAGACUUGGGUUCAAAUACCCUUUCAGGUAUUUCAAUUCGUUUUCAAUUACCUUUCAAUGCAUUUCAAAACAGGUAUUCAGAAAACCUUUAUUUGAAAAAACAAGCAGUUGAAUAUUGGAAUGUAUUUGGAAAUACACUUGGUAAGUAUUUGAAAAUACUCAAAUGCAUGGACUGAAAUACACUCCCAUGCAUUUAACCCAGCUAUAUGAAAAUAUGAAAAUAUACGUUCAAAUACAAUUUGGUCAACUAUUUGUUUUUUUGCAUGUAACCAUUUGAAUACUCAAAUAAAAGUAUUUGUUUGGGGCUGUGUAUUUGAAAAUACUCAAAUACACAUGUAUUUGAACCCAGGUCUGGUAGGGAAUAGGGUGCCCUUGUGGAUGUAACCACAGACUCCUACAGCAGCCUCUUUUAUACUGUAGCACUGUUGUAUAGUCCUCCUUUUAAUGUCCUGCUUAAGUACAUAUUUUUUAUUUUUUUUAAACGGACAGAAUUCUUUGUUUUGAGAUUGACAAGUAUAGGAGGGACUCUUGUGAUAGGGGAGAUGUGAUUCUUCAUUUGCUGUAUAAAAAAGGUAAUGGCCUAUUCCGCGCCAGCGUAGCCUGAAAAUAUUUUCUGCUCCCGCUGGCCCUAAUGCCCUAAUGCUCUGUACCAAGGAAAUCUUUGAAGUUCAUUGUUAGCCAUUUAUGGCUAAUUCAUGGGUAAGGUAUUCAUGAUUUUAUAAAGCAUUCACAAACUAAUGCAAUGCUUUAUGUAUUCCUAGUACAUGCCAGUUAGAUCAUUAAGUACACCAUACUUUCUUAUACAGAUCUUAUGGAGAUGUGACGUUAAACUGGACUGUCCUAUUUUUGCCCGGCCAGAACAGAUCAAACUUUCAAAUCCCAUUAUUUUUUCAUGUCCUAGUGUCCAGCAUAGGCCUAUUAUAGUGUUCUUGUUCAUGUAUAUUAAUAUUCUUCCGUCUUUUCUCUUUACCCCUUCACACUUGUAUUAUUUAUUUAAUCUCUAUCUAUGCAAAAAAAAAAACAGAAAUGCUCUUGAUUCAAAAUGUUGAUUUGAGUAUUUUCCUUCCCAUUGUGUGUGAAACUUUUCUGAUUUGAACUGUUUCCCUAAUAAUGUCUGUUGUUUCUAUCAGCUUUAUAAGAGACAGGAGGACUUCAACCACAAUUAUCUGUAGUAGGGAUUGAAAUACAUGUAUAUACUUGUAUUUGUAGCUCUACAUCUGACUUAAUUAAUGUAGGCGCCAGGUAUUUGUAAGUACAGUAUGAUGCACACAUUAUUAUUAUUAUUAUGCAAUUAUCUGUCAUCAGACUGAAUUCUUUUUAUGAAAGGGCACAGCAUAGAGAUCAUAUCUAAUCACUUUUUUGAGUUCCUUUUGCUCUGUAACAAAUACAUUAAAAGAGAUUUUUAUUUGUAUCAUAUUGAAAUGAAAUGAAAAUGCAAUAACAGUGACGUAUAUUAUAUUGCUGAGAGAAUAAGUCCAAUAAUAAUUAAGUGUAUUGACUAUUAAGCCCGCCGUUAAUGAGAUGACGGCGUUUUUACAGUCGUCUGUGGAGUGACAUUUGUACUACUACUUUUUUUUUUAACAAAGUGAUGAUUCAGUGUUGUUUUUAUUAUUAUAUUAAACUGAUGAUGAACUGAUUAAUCACUGUGAGACAAUGCAAUGUCGAAGUUCCUUGUGUCUUGCAGUUGCAUUUCUGAAAAAAAACUAACGCCGUGUAUAGUUUGCAGCUUUUCACGACGCUCCAUACCAAGAGAAAAUAUGAAUUCAAAAAAACAUUUAUUUAAUCUCUUCCACGAGCCGACUCGCUCAGUGGAAAUUGAACCUGGGGAUGAGGUUAUACAACAUUUCAGAGCUGCCAUUUUACUGAUAAACGGAUACAUUGCAGCCCUUUAUAGAAUGUAUUUUUUAGAUACAGUGUUACAAAUUAAGGCUUAAAUUAUUCACUUGGGCAAAAUUGAUUUUGUGGUCUUAGUGAUUACUGGGUUUAUAAAUGAUAAAAGAUACUGUAGUGAUAAAAUACCCAAAUUAUAUUUGUUGUAAUCUUGAGGGGUAUAAUCAAACAAGAUUGUUUUGUAGGUGUAUCGGAAGUGUGAGAGGACUGCAUCGGAUGUUGAAAUGAUGGUACACUCUUUAUCAGGGUCACUAUUGAUGUCAUGUUUUCUAUCCUAAAUAAUGCCAGCAUCCUAUCUUAAAUCAGUCUUGGGACAAAAGUUAAUCGUCUGUACAGUAUAUUCAUUUUCUGGGAUUCAAAUUUUAGGAUGAGUCCAUGUUUUGCUGUAAAAUGUGUUGAUUCAGUGGGCUAAUUGAAUUAAAAAUCUAUGUUUUUAAUAUUA